Molecule: messenger RNA, 621 nt
Organism: Pocillopora verrucosa
Lineage: Eukaryota; Metazoa; Cnidaria; Anthozoa; Scleractinia; Pocilloporidae
Source: RefSeq, a predicted model, not a curated record
AUGAUAUCGUCUUUCCUGUAUGUUCGGCACGAAAUUGAAGAACCUAGUAUUAAGUAUAUUCUUCUACGUGAUCGUGUCGGACUCUCGGUUGAAAAACACAUGUUGGCACUCGGCCUUACGACGAAGUCUACACCAAUUCAAGUUUUGCGUGGCGAGGUAUUAGAAGGUGUUCCUGAGGCUGAACAACCUACAGACUCAACUAGAGCAGUUGUUGUUGGAAUUGAACGUAAAUCAUUACGUCUUGGAUGUCCUACGGAGGAUAUUGCUCGACUAUCUGAGGAAGAAACCAACUUGCUUUUAGCAAUUACUUCAUCUGAAGGAAGAUACCUAGCGUAUAUAGAUAGGAAACAUCUGGCAUUUGGCCGACAAUUGUCAAUCGGAAGUGCUGUUUUGGUUGAAGUGAAAGGAAAUUUCCAGGUUUUGCCUGGUACUAUUUGGUAUAAAGGUGUAUUACCGCCCAAUCUAGGAACUUGGUUUGGAGUUGAACUCAUAAAACCUCCAGGGUCAGGAACAUGCGAUGGAACAUUUAGAAACAAGCGAUACUUUACCUGUCCGCCAGGCUGUGGGGUUUUUGUUGGACUGGACCAAUUGUCACCUGGAGAAGAUGAAGAUGACUUGAAC